AUGAUUAAUUUUGAAGCGACGGAGUUGAGGUUAGGGCUGCCUGGUGGGAAUCACGGAGGAGAAAUGGCCGGAAAAAAUAAUGGGAAAAGAGGGUUUUCUGAGACCGUUGAUCUCAAGCUGAAUCUUUCAUCGACGGUUAUGAAUUCGGUUUCUGAAAUUGACGUAGAGAAUAUGAAGGAGAAGAUCGUAAAACCACCAACCAAGGCACAAGUUGUGGGAUGGCCACCGGUACGAUCUUUCCGGAAGAACGUCAUGUCCGGCCAAAAGCCGACCACCGGAGAUGCCGUCGAAGGAACGGAGAAGACUUCCGGCAGCAGCGGAGCCACCUCCUCUGCCGGAGCCGCCGUGGCUUACGUGAAGGUUAGCAUGGACGGCGCACCUUACCUAAGAAAAAUUGACCUAAAACUCUACAAAGCUUACCAAGAUCUCUCCAACGCCUUAAGCAAAAUGUUCAGCUCUUUUACCAUAGGCAACUAUGGACCACAAGGAAUGAAAGAUUUUAUGAAUGAGAGUAAAUUGAUCGAUCUUUUGAAUGGAUCAGAUUAUGUUCCAACGUAUGAAGAUAAAGAUGGAGACUGGAUGCUUGUAGGAGACGUACCAUGGGAGAUGUUUGUUGAUUCUUGCAAACGCAUAAGAAUAAUGAAGGGAUCAGAAGCAAUUGGACUUGCUCCAAGGGCAUUAGAAAAGUGCAAGAACAGAAGCUGA
Messenger RNA from Arabis nemorensis, 705 nucleotides. The record is from the annotation of a GenBank genome assembly. NCBI's taxonomy places the organism in Eukaryota, Viridiplantae, Streptophyta, Magnoliopsida, Brassicales, Brassicaceae.